UCAGUCUGAUGGGAUUUUAUUCCAGCUCUUGUGAUGAUAGUGUGUGUUUACAGAUGGCCUACCGGACAAGUUUUCAAUGAAUAUUCUGGGUCUUUACAACCAAAUGGCCAAAUUUACGGCAAUCAUGGAUAUAAUUCGUUUGUUAUGGAUAAUACGGAUUGUGUGGGCUGUUGAAGAUGUGUUGAUGGACUCCACGACGGCGACUGCAGAGCUGGGCUGGACGAUAUAUCCAUCACUCGGGUGGGAGGAAGUAAGUGGCUAUGACGAAAACAUGAACACCAUCCGAACCUACCAGGUGUGCAACGUCUUCGGUGCCAACCAGAACAACUGGGUGCGCACCAAAUACAUCCGGCGGCGAGGAGCCCAGCGGAUCCACGUGGAGAUGAAGUUUUCGGUGCGAGACUGCAGCAGCAUCCCCAACGUCCCUGGUUCCUGUAAGGAGACCUUUAACCUGUACUACUUUGAGUCUGACUCUGACGUAGCCACAAAGGUGUACCCGGCCUGGAUGGAGAACCCUUGGAUCAAGGUGGACACUAUUGCGGCCGACGAGAGUUUCUCUCAGGUGGACCUGGGUGGGCGCCUAAUGAAGAUCAACAGGGAAAUACGCAGCUUUGGGCCGGUGUCCCGUAAUGGCUUCUACUUGGCUUUUCAGGAUUAUGGAGGUUGCAUGUCGCUCAUCGCCGUGAAGGUUUUCUAUCGCAAGUGCCCCCGAAUUAUACGCAACGGGGCUGUCUUUCAGGAGACCUUAUCGGGGGCGGAGAGCACCUCUUUGGUGUCCGCCAGAGGCACUUGUAUACCUAAUGGAGAAGAAGUAGAUGUUCCCAUUAAACUGUACUGUAAUGGAGACGGGGAGUGGUUGGUGCCCAUCGGACGCUGUGUGUGCAGGGCAGGGUACGAGGCUGUGGAUAAUGGGACUGUGUGUAAAGCAUGUCCUUUUGGAUUCUUCAAAGCAUCUCAAGGGGACCAAGAAUGUCUCCAGUGUCCAAUCAACAGUCGAACCACCAAUGAGGGCGCCACCAGCUGCGUCUGUCGCAGUGGAUAUUACCGAACAGAUUCUGACCCUCUUCAGAUGCCUUGUACCACGGUGCCCUCUGCCCCCCAGAGGGUGAUCUCUAGUGUGAACGAGACAUCCCUGCGUCUGGAAUGGGAUACUCCCAGAGAGAGCGGUGGUAGGGAAGACGUGGUCUACAACAUCAUCUGCAAGAGCUGCGGCUCCGGUCGAGGAGCCUGCACUCGCUGUGGUGACAAUGUGCAGUUUUUACCCCGGCAGCUUGGCCUGACCGAGCCCUGGGUUCAUAUCAGAGACCUGCUGGCCCACACCCAGUAUACUUUUGAGAUCCAGGCUGUGAAUGGAGUCUCCGACCAGAGCCCCUCAUCUCCUCAGUUCACCUCCGUAAACAUCACAACAAAUCAGGCUGCUCCGUCUGUUGUGUCCAUCAUGCAUCAGGUCAGUCGAACUGUGGAUGGUAUCACAUUGUCUUGGUCGCAACCAGAUCAGCCCAACGGAGUCAUUUUGGACUAUGAGCUUCAAUAUUAUGAAAAGAAUACGGCCGAGUCAAACUCUUCUCUACUACGGAGUAAAACCAACACAGCAGUUAUUCAGGGUCUGAAGCAAGGGACCAUCUACGUGUUCCAGGUGCGCGCCCGUACAGUGGCUGGCUUUGGCCGCUUCAGUGGAAAGAUGUACUUCCAAACAAUGACUGAAGAGGAAUAUAACUCCAGCCUGCAGGAAAAGCUGCCUCUUAUUAUUGGCUCGGCUGCUGCUGGCGUUGUUUUUCUCAUCGCUGUGGUUGUGCUCAUUAUUGUCUGUAGUCGCAGGGGCAGUGACAGGACAGAUUCAGAAUACACAGACAAACUUCAGCAUUACACCAGCGGCCACAUGUCUCCAGGAAUGAAGAUCUACAUUGAUCCUUUUACAUACGAGGACCCCAAUGAGGCAGUGCGCGAGUUCGCCAAAGAAAUAGACGCGUCCUGUGUGAAGAUCGAGCAGGUUAUUGGAGCAGGUGAGUUUGGAGAGGUAUGUAGUGGAAGUCUCAGACUUCCUAGCAAGAGGGAGAUGCUGGUGGCUAUAAAGACUCUGAAAUCAGGCUAUACUGAGAAACAGCGACGAGACUUUCUGAGUGAAGCCAGCAUCAUGGGCCAGUUUGACCAUCCGAACAUCAUCCACCUGGAAGGAGUGGUGACCAAGAGCAUCCCGGUUAUGAUCAUUACAGAAUUCAUGGAGAAUGGAUCACUGGACUCAUUCCUUCGACAAAAUGAUGGCCAAUUCACAGUAAUUCAGUUGGUGGGCAUUUUGCGUGGCAUCGCAGCUGGCAUGAAGUAUCUCUGUGAUAUGAAUUAUGUACAUCGCGAUCUGGCUGCCCGCAACAUCCUGGUUAACAGCAAUCUAGUCUGCAAAGUAUCCGACUUCGGGCUCUCCCGCUUUCUGGAAGAUGACACGUCCGAUCCCACAUACACAAGUGCUCUGGGAGGGAAGAUUCCAAUACGAUGGACCGCUCCCGAAGCCAUCCAGUAUAGGAAGUUUACCUCCUCCAGUGAUGUGUGGAGUUACGGGAUCGUGAUGUGGGAGGUCAUGUCCUAUGGAGAGAGGCCGUAUUGGGACAUGAGCAAUCAAGAUGUCAUAAAUGCAAUCGAUCAAGACUAUAGAUUACCUUCUCCUAUGGACUGUCCCAAUGCACUGCACCAGCUAAUGCUGGACUGCUGGCAGAAGGACAGAAACAAUCGUCCAAAAUUCAGUCAGAUCGUCAACACUUUGGAUAAGAUGAUCCGUAAUCCUGGCACAUUGAAGGCCACCACCCCACUAUCCUCAGGCGUUCAUCUACCUCUGCUGGACCGCAGCACACCUGACUUCUCCAGCUUCAGCACAGUGGACGAGUGGCUGGACGCCAUCAAAAUGGGCCAAUACAAGGAGAACUUUGCCAAUGAAGAUCUCGCCACCUUUGAAGCUGUGUCUCAAAUGACCAUGGAUGAUAUCCUGAGGGUGGGAGUGACAUUAGCCGGCCACCAGAAGAAGAUCCUUAACAGCAUUCAGAUGAUGCGGGCGCAAAUGAACCAGAUCCAGUCUGUGGAGGUUUGACUCUGUGCACAUGGGACCCUUUACUUGGUUCUCAAAAAGAUAUCCAGAGCUCAGCAGUGGUCUCUUUAUCUGGGGAAGAUUAAAAACAGGUGUCCAAAUGGGAAAGCGAGGCCUUUUGCACACCAGUAAACCACCAGCACACUAUAGGCAAGCUGAAGUCUUUCCAAUGGCCAAUUAUUUCACAGCAAAAAACAAGUAUUCAUAAAUGUGUUUAUAUUUCAGUAUUAUCUGUGACUUUGCAGCAUUUUAAAUUAAACACAAGUCACAGUUCUUAUACCUAUGGAAAUGUUUGCUGAAGUAUUUUCAACGGACAACUGUUUUUAAUGGACAAUAGCAGCAUACAAAAUUUGCCAUAAACGUAAAAUGCUUUAUACAUUUAUUUAUAUACUGUAUCGCUUACUAGCCAUUUAAGAAAAUAAUCCGAUUUAUUGAGCGACCUGGCAAAAAAAUUGCACCCUCAGCAAAAACUGUAAUGACAUACAGUACUGUGCAAAAGUCUUUGAUGUUUCGGCAAAGUUUUAAUGUCCAUCCAUAUUUAUUUUUCACUCUUUUUAUUAAGAUACAAACAGACAAUACAGGAAAUAUGUACACAAAAUUAAAAACAAAAAAUUUUCAGAACUGAAUGUCUUCUUCAGGCAUCAGUCAGUAUUUAGUUUGACCUCUCUUGGCACAAAACACAUCUUGAGAUUUUUUUUGAGGAGACUGAAUUAGGAUUUAAUUUUAAUACUUGACACUUCAGCUUAUACUUUUAUACUGUUUUUUAUACUACAUAAACAUUUCCUGUAUUUUCUGGUUGUAUUCUAAUAAAGAGACUGAUAAAUAGUUAUAUAUGAUCAAUUCAAUUCAAUUUUAUUUAUAUAGCGCUUUUCACAAAAGUCAAUUGUUUCAAAGCAGCUUUACAUAAAUAGAAGCAGUGAAAAGCACAGAAAAACGACAGAUAGCACAACAAAAUACAUGAUAGCAUAAGCAGUUAAAUUUGCUGCGGCUAUGACUCAAUAUUAUAAGCGAACGUACCAUAUUAUCUAGAAGAGGAAGCUACGUAAAGCCUAAAAAGGCUGCCUCCCCGGGGUGAAAAACCCCCUAGGAUAAAAAAAACCCCGAGCUUUUAUCCGAGGAAAAAUAAGUCCUUGGAGGGAAAAACCAUUGGGAGAACGGAUAAGGAGAUUUAGCGGAGAUUAAGCGGGUUCUGCCGGUGAUCGUUGGUCAGGCAUCAGCUGGGCAUCACGUUGAAGGACGGCCAGUAGAUCAGAGGUGUGCCGACUUUCACAUCUACCGGGACUGGGUCUGUUUGUAUCGUUGUCCUCGGGGACACUAUAACAUUGCAAAAAAAAUCUAAUGGUAUCAUGGUGGCCUAAGACUUUUGCACAGUACUGUACGUACAUUACCCUAAAGAUUAUUAUGUUAAUUUUAAGUGCACCCAUUAUACUAUUAAAAGUUUGAAUAUUACAAUACAGUAUAUAAAAGAAGACUGUACAUAAUGCGGUCAGAAUAUCAUCAUGUUUGGUAUGACAAUAAUAAACAUACAGAAUACCAGGGAUGUCCAUAGGCCUACAUGUAAAUGUAGCCACUAUUGCAUAUGAUUUCAUGCAGUUGUUUCAAGUAGUUUGUUUUUCUUAUCGCUGUUUUGUGGAUUAAAUCUCUCUUUGUAAAUGGACGGGCUGCCCUAGUGACUUCAUGAACAAUAUUUUUAUUUGCCCUCUUUUUUAUAUGAUAUGGAAUCUGAACCACAUUCAUCACAUAAAUGCAACCAGGAUAAGUGUGCAUUUAAAAAAGACUGUGAACUAAUAGGGAAAAAAAGGAAAAACAGUUACGCAUGUGUAAUGAGGAAUGAUCCAUAUAAUGGAUUUUGAGCUGGCAGCUCUGAAAUAUGAAACAAAGUGACCAGUACUGGUUCAGUAUGCUUUUUUUGUAUAAAAUAUUGUCUUUUUAUGGGUUUUAUUUAUUUGUUUUAUACUUAUUAUCAUCACUUUCCAAUUUACAUGUCAAUCACCUUAACAUGUAAUGCAGUGUUGUACUACACACAGUAUGUUCUGUUCACGCAUGCAUAUCACAGUCUGCUGACAGAUUGGCCAGAUUUUACCUACUGAUAUUAGCUUCAUUCCCAAUGCUAGUAUGUGUUCUUUAGUCACUAGUAAAUAUUGCAGUUCAUUUUCAUCAUGCAGUAUGUGAUGUUUUUUUAAGUCCCCCCAUUUUCCUUUUACUUUUCCUAAUGCUAUUACUUGUAUACUUGCUUCACACACACAAAAAGGCAGCUUAUGAAACUAAAGGACAAUUUCACAUUUUAAUAUGCUUUAUAAUAGGAAUUUGUGGAUUUAAUUAUCAAUAUGUUUAAUUAAUAAUAAUACAGUUUUGUCCAUUUUAUUCGAAUUUUAGUGUUAUGGUGAAGAUAUACUGUACAGUUAACAGUAUGAGCUUGGACUUCACAGACUUCACAGUUUCCUCUAUUGGAUUUUUACAAACUGGUGUGUUUUUUUAAUCUUGACACAUUUUUACACUUUAAUGUGAAGUAUUUUACAGAAUACAUGUUUGCUUGUUUCUUCUCAGUACUUACAGUUAUUGGAGCGCAUUUUCAACCCAAAACAGAUGUUGAGUUGACACUUUAACACUGUGGCAUAGUCUCUCGCUCGCUCGCUCUCUCUCUAUCAAAGUGAAUGUGCUUCCUUUUAACUUGUCUACUGGUCUUCCACAUCUAAACACUUUUCACCUGUCUACAGAAGCUCUUGUCAGGUUAUUUUUACCUUUGGCUUUUUCUUCUCUGGUCAUAAUAGGCUAUAGGUUGCUCAUUGUCUGUAUGUGCCACUCCAUCUCUGUAUUCUGUGUUUAACUUACCCUAAACUGUGCAACUUGGGCAGUUAUUUUACUUAAAAACUUAAAAACUGAAAUUCUUAAAGUAUGAAAAUAUUUUGUAAGCAGCAUCAUUUCUUUCUUCACCUUGUAAUGAAAUUGCCCUGCAUCAAUACAGUACCAGGCACUAAUAAAGGGAAAUGACAAUACGUUAACACAAAGCAAUGUCAAUUUAAGUCCGUAGCCUGUACUUUUUUUGUUUAAAUAUGUGUCAUUACUGUAAUGUACAGAGAACUGGUAAUGAAAAGGUUGUAUGAAAAAUGUACAUAUGUUAAUAUCUAUAAAUAUAUAUAAAACUCUUGCUUUUUGUUCUUCUUAUACAUAUUUUGAACUGUACUGUGUCAAAUAAUUCUUUCUCUUUCAGUCCUUUACACUCUAAAAAAUGCUGGGUUGUUUUUAACCCAGGGCUGGGUCACUAUUGGACAGAACAC
Messenger RNA from Paramisgurnus dabryanus, 6351 nucleotides. It is a transcript of the gene ephb2a, whose product is annotated as eph receptor B2a. NCBI's taxonomy places the organism in Eukaryota, Metazoa, Chordata, Actinopteri, Cypriniformes, Cobitidae. Gene Ontology annotation, biological process: ephrin receptor signaling pathway; protein phosphorylation; axon guidance. Gene Ontology annotation, cellular component: dendrite; plasma membrane. Gene Ontology annotation, molecular function: protein binding; ATP binding; transmembrane-ephrin receptor activity. The record is from RefSeq and is a predicted model, not a curated record.